AUGCCACCCAAUGUCAUCCCUCACCCUUGGGGCCUCAUCGGCUGGCCGCUGUCCAAGAAUCUGCCCGCUGCCGCCGCCGCCGCUGGUGCUGGCCUCGCCUAUCUCGAUGCAAAGUACCUCGUGACCUCGGACCUCUGGGCCAUCACCCAGGCCCUCCGCUUCCAGGCCUACCAGACCCGCCUCGAGAAGCAGGAUCGCGUCAACAGCUUCUACGCCUUCCAAGAGCUCGCCGAAUCCCCAAAGACCGCACACAAUGUCUUCUUGGUCGUGCCCCGAGACGAUCAGCGACCCCACGCACGCACCCAAUGGACUUUCGCCGAGGCCUACGACAUCGUUCUUCGGUAUGCCCGCUGGUUGAAAGAGGAGCAAGGAGUCAAGAAGAAUGAGAUCAUCGCAAUGGACAUCAAGAACAAGCCCGAGUUCAUCUGGCUCUGGUUUGCCCUGUGGUCUCUGGGAGCCAUGCCCGCCUUCCUCAAUAGCAACCUCCGCGACAACGCCUUCAUCCACUGCGUCAAGGUCUCCACCACUCGUCUGCUCAUCCUCGAUCCCGAGCUGAGCGACGCCCUUACCGAUGAGGCCAGGACACAGUUUGCCCCGGACCAAAAGGGCCGCGCCGUCGAGACGGUCAUAUUGGAGGCGGAUGUCCAGGCAAGAAUCGAGGCCAUGAGCCCCUACAGAGCUCCGGAUCAGGAGAGAUCCGGUGCUGUAUCCGCCAGUCCUUGCAUGCUGAUCUACACAAGCGGCACCACGGGACUUCCAAAGGCUGCCAAUGUCCCGUGGACGAAACCUCUGUCUGGCGUCUUCUUCUUUCCUCGCAUGUUGCAGCUCAAGGCCACGGAUCGAUAUUAUACAGCAAUGCCACUCUACCAUACUUCAGCCUCGAUCCUCGGAGUGUGUCAGGCGCUUGGGCCAGCCUGUGCCAUUGUCCUCGCACCCAAGUUCUCACCACGCACGCAGAUGCAGCUGGUAGCUGAAACCAAGGCUACCGUCAUACAGUACAUUGGUGAGAUGUGCAGAUACUUGGUGACCAGUCCUCCCUCUCCCUAUGACCGUGCGCACAACGUCCGCUUGGCCUUUGGCAACGGCAUGCGACCCGACGUCUGGCAGAAGUUCAAAGAUCGCUUCAAUAUCCCAGCCAUUUGCGAGUUCUACGGUGCAACCGAGGCCCCGGGCGCCUCUUUUGUCUACAGCAAUAAUGACUUUUACCGGGGUGCCAUUGGUAAGACCGGUCUGAUCAACCGGAUACUGUUCGGCGGAAACCAGGUGCUUGUGAGGCACGAUCAUGAGACAGAUCUUCCUUACCGAAACCCCAAGACCUCAUUCUGUGAGAAGGCACCCACCGAUGAACCCGGAGAGCUCAUCUACUGGCUCGAUCCAGCCAACAUCAGUGAAAAGUUCCAGGGAUACUACGGCAAUGACAAAGCCUCGGCUAGCAAAAUCAUCCGCGAUGUCUUCAAGAAAGGAGAUGCAUACUACAGGAGUGGAGACCUGCAAAAACGCGAUGAUGACGGUCGCGUGUGGUUCGUAGACCGCAUUGGGGACACGUUCAGAUGGAAAGGAGAGAACGUCAGUACUGCUGAAGUCUCGGAAGCAUUGGGCUCUCAUGCUGCUCUCAUGGAAGCAAACGUGUACGGAGUGCAGCUGCCCAAUCACGAUGGCAGAGCAGGUUGCGCUGCCAUCGGACUGACUGAAGGCCAAUCUCUGGAUGGAAACCUGGGUGCCGAGCUCGCUUCACACGUGAAGAGGCGGUUACCUCGCUACGCGGUCCCGCUGUUCCUGAGAAUCAGCAAAGAGCUCGAGGUCACGGGUACGAUGAAGCAUCAAAAGGUUGCAUUGAGAAAUGAAGGUGUGGACCCCAGCAAGGUCGGCGAUGAUGUCCUCUUCUGGAUGCCGCAGGGGUCGGAGAAGUACGUGAGAUUUGACAAAGGUGACUGGGAGAAGAUCAGUUCCGGGAGUGCCAAGCUGUAG
Molecule: messenger RNA, 1968 nt
Organism: Lecanosticta acicola
Lineage: Eukaryota; Fungi; Ascomycota; Dothideomycetes; Mycosphaerellales; Mycosphaerellaceae
Source: the annotation of a GenBank genome assembly